Molecule: messenger RNA, 1074 nt
Organism: Phodopus roborovskii (desert hamster)
Lineage: Eukaryota; Metazoa; Chordata; Mammalia; Rodentia; Cricetidae
Gene: Alkbh2
Product: alkB homolog 2, alpha-ketoglutarate dependent dioxygenase
Exons: 3
Coding region: 331-1050 (239 amino acids)
Biological process (GO): DNA repair
Source: RefSeq, a predicted model, not a curated record
UCCGGUGCAGCACGGGUACCCUCCCGUGUCGGCCCCAUCCCCGCAGGACAGAGACACCCUGCUUUCUGGGUGGCUUUGGGCGAACCUCGUGCCUCUCUGCGCGUGCGUCUUCCCACCGGUAGCCUUUGCAGCCGGAGCGGGCGGGGCCCGGGGCUGUGUGCCCGGGAUCCCAGCAGCUGAGCGGCCGAGGCUGCAGGAUUGUGCGGUGGAGGUCGGCUUGUGCUACGAAAACGUAAACAAAAGAGCAGGCCGGUGGGGUUUGCAAGCCCGCCACCUGGCUAAGGACCGCCAGGCAGUUCCUAGCCUCCACGGCUGUGCAAGGGCGGCGGGAUGGACAGGUUCCUGGUGAAGCCAGACCAGGGCGACCUCCGAGCGGCAGGGGAGGAGCCAGUCCCGUCGGGAGGAGCCUCGGGCGGUCAGCCAAACCCCAACUGGCGGCACCUUCGCGCGCAAGGUCUGAAUUGCGAUUACACCAUCCUGUUUGGCAAAGCCGAAGCAGACGAGAUCUUCCGAGAGUUGGAGCAAAAAGUGGAGUAUUUUACCGGUGCACUGGCCAAGGUCCAGGUGUUUGGAAAGUGGCACAAUGUUCCCAGGAAGCAGGCGACCUAUGGCGACGCUGGACUGACAUACACAUUUUCUGGUCUUACACUGACACCAAAGCCCUGGAUCCCGGUUCUGGAGCGUGUUCGCGAUCGAGUGUGCAGGGUGACGGGGCAGAGCUUCAACUUUGUGCUCAUUAACAGGUACAAAGAUGGUUGCGACCACAUCGGGGAACACAGAGACGACGAAAGAGAACUGGCCCCCGGGAGUCCCAUCGCAUCUGUCUCCUUUGGGGCCUGCAGAGACUUCCUCUUCCGGCACAAAGACUCUCGAGGGAAGAGGCCCCAGCGGACAAUGGAGGCGGUCAGGCUGCAGCUGGCCCACGGAAGCCUACUGAUGAUGAACCACCCCACCAACACCCAUUGGUACCACAGUCUCCCUAUCCGCAAGAAGGUCCUGGCUCCUCGGGUCAACUUGACUUUUCGGAAAAUUUUACCUACCGAGAAAUAAAGCGCCUUUUAUUUAUUAUUUUUA